UUAGAGAGAGGCUUUGGUUUAGAUUUCAAUUGAGUUUGGUUUUGUUGGCUAUUUUGUGAUGUAAAUUUUUUCGUUUUAUGUAUAAUUUUUUGUAGACAUCAGACGGGUCGUGUUGCCUGGCCAAGACAUCCGCACUCGCACACAAAGCCACUGCUGCCAAGAUGUGGUCAGAGAAACAAUAUCUGGACAUGCUCAGCCUAUUUCUCCAGGCAAAGCCACCGAAACCGCACGAGCUGAGGCCGUGCUACGAACACGAGCUACUGCUGCACGCCAUCUGUCGCCCCAAGGAGCCGCUGACGAAGGAUGAGAUAACGGAUCUCGUGUGGAACAUGGCCAAUGGGCCCAAGAAGAAGACGUCCAAGUCCCGGAAACGGCAGAGUGGCGGUAUGGAUGUGAAACGCGAACCCACCGAUGCAGAGAUCAUAUUCGGAGGCUGUGUGAAGUCGCCUCAUUGCCGCUGCACCUGGGGGAGAUCACGCAUCGAUUGGCUAAACAAGCUGGAGCGGCAGCAUAUAGGGCAGUACUACUAUACGUGGCAGGAGCCGCCAGGAGUAAUCGCCGCUUUCAAGGAACCCCCGCCCAACAUAAGCAGGGAAAAGCUUAAAAAGACAGUUCGGGAAUGUAGCAGGGCCAGGAUGAAAAGACCUGGCUGCGGGGCCAUGCUGCUCUUCGCUUACGGCCGGUGCUUCGGGCACAAAUCCAGGAACUUCUCGGACGUGCCCGACCGCAACAACACUUCGUGAUUUGCCCUUGUGGGUGGUCUACAAGCAGGGGGGGAUCAACUUUUCAUUUUUCGACCUGCCUUUCUACAAUUUGAUUUCGAUUUCCAGUGCGCUGAGACCGCAAUUAAAUUCGCCUGCAGACACAACUCUCGACAAGCGCCGGCAGCUGGCAAAGUUGCCAGUUAGUAUUCUGCGGCAAGGCACGAGUGGCGGUAAAGGGAGAGACUGAAUCCUGAUUCCCACAGCCGCCAAGUCAGUGCAUAAUUUGAUGAAUUCGCCAAGUGGCAACUUGAAGACCAAGUUUCGGGCGCCAAUUGAAAUCGGCGAGAGUCCCUUCGCAGUUGGCCUUUAGUUUCAGGAGGCGUUGAGUGCAUCAACUACAAGCAGCAAUAAAAAAAAACAGAACAAGCUCAGCGCAACGAAAAAAA
Drosophila kikkawai is the source of this 1150-nucleotide messenger RNA. RefSeq lists its product as uncharacterized. The record is from RefSeq and is a predicted model, not a curated record. Lineage: Eukaryota; Metazoa; Arthropoda; Insecta; Diptera; Drosophilidae.